This is a messenger RNA of Catharus ustulatus (Swainson's thrush), 2046 nucleotides long. RefSeq names its product DMRT like family A2 (gene DMRTA2). Gene Ontology annotation, cellular component: nucleus. The coding region runs from base 1 to 1368 and encodes 455 amino acids. Gene Ontology annotation, biological process: germ cell development; regulation of transcription by RNA polymerase II; sex differentiation. The record is from RefSeq and is a predicted model, not a curated record. Gene Ontology annotation, molecular function: RNA polymerase II cis-regulatory region sequence-specific DNA binding; DNA-binding transcription factor activity, RNA polymerase II-specific; protein binding. The transcript is spliced from 2 exons. NCBI's taxonomy places the organism in Eukaryota, Metazoa, Chordata, Aves, Passeriformes, Turdidae.
AUGGAGCUGCGGUCGGAGCUGCCUAGCGUGCCCGCCGCGCCCCCUCCGGUGCCCCCCAGCUCGGUGGCGGCCGCGGCGGCGGCGGCGGCUGCCACGCUGCCGGUGAGCGUGGCCGGGAGCUUGCUGCGGGCGCCGCCGCUGCUGCUGCGGGCGGCCGAGAAGUAUCCGCGGACGCCCAAGUGCGCCCGUUGCCGCAACCACGGGGUGGUGUCGGCGCUGAAGGGCCACAAGCGGUACUGCCGCUGGAAGGACUGCAUGUGCGCCAAGUGCACCCUCAUCGCCGAGCGCCAGCGCGUCAUGGCCGCUCAGGUGGCGCUGCGCCGGCAGCAGGCGCAGGAGGAGAACGAGGCCCGAGAGCUCCAGCUGCUCUACGGCACGGCCGAGGGGCUGGCGCUGGCGGCCGCCAACGGCAUCAUCCCGCCCCGGCCCGCGUACGAGGUGUUCGGCUCCGUCUGCGCCGGGGGCGGCGGCGAGGGAGGCGCCGGCGCCUCAGAGUCCAAGAUGCAGAAGUUCGAGCUGUUCCCCAAGACGCUGCUGCCGAGCCGCGCCGUCACCCCGCAGCAGGCGGGCGGGAAGCCCCUCUCCCCGGACGGAGAGUCCGUGCCCGGCACCUCCUCCCCAGAUGCUCGCCACGGCUCGGGCUCGGAGAACGGGGACGGCGAGUCCUUCCUGAGCUCACCCGUGUCCAAGGGCCCGAAGGAGGGGGAGGAGAGCCCGGGCUCCAUCAGCCCGCUGGGCUCGGACUCGGGCUCGGAGGCGGACAAGGACGAGCAGGACCCGUCGCCCUCGGCCGGCGGCCGGCAGCGGACUCCCAUCGACAUCCUGACGCGCGUCUUCCCGGCGCACAAGCGCAGCGUGCUGGAGCUGGUGCUGCAGGGCUGCGGCGGGGACGUGGUCCAGGCCAUCGAGCAGAUCCUCAACAACCGCGGCCCGGAGAAGGGCCCCGAGGAGGGCUGGGCCCGGGACGGCGCCUUGCAGGGCCUGCCGCCCAGCCCCGCCGCCGCCGCCCACCACCGGCCCUUGAUCGCCGGCGCCAUGGCCCCGGCCAUCGGCACGCUGGGCAGCCGCUCCGCCUUCUCCCCGCUGCAGCCCAACGCCACGCACUUCGGGGCCGAGGCCGGCGCCUACCCCCUGGGCACCCACCUGGGACUGAACCCCCUGCGCCUCGCCUACUCGGCGCACAGCCGCGGACUGGCCUUCAUGACCCCCUACUCCACGGCCGGGCUGAUGCCCACGCUGGGGUUCCGGCCGCCCGUGGACUACGCCUUCAGCGACCUGAUGCGGGACCGCUCCGCCGUGCACAAGGAGCAGGUGUACUCCAGCGGGCUCUACGGGCCCAUGGUCAACAACACUCCCGAGAAGCAAUAGCGGCUUCCUAAAGCUCGUCUGUGUAGAGGUAGCUAGGUAGGCACGGGUGGACGGACACGGGGGGAUUCCUCUCCCCCGUGCAGGCGGUGGUUGCGCGCAGAGCCCGGCGCGGACAGGCGUAGGUGUAUUAAGGUGAUAAAGGUGCACUUUCAUUGUCCAGACAUGAGUCACUCUUUGUUGCUUAUGGCCAUAAGCAUGGAUAUCCUCAGAGCGUCGUGGGGUGUGCACACACACACACGCUCUUUCCCACACACAUACAUAUAUAUAUAUAUGUAUACUAGCAAGUGUAUAAUGUUAUAAAAUGGAAAUCUAAGUUAUUAAUGUAACUCGUAGGUGAACUUGGUAUUAACGUUAAGCUAAAGGUUAGGCAGCGCAUUGUAAUACUUACCAGGCAUAUAGAUGAAACAUUGUCAAAUUGAAAACCUUUUCCUUCCCGCCCCCAGAAACGUUAUGGUCUGUAUAUAACAUUGGAAAGUAGAUAUAUUUGUAACUGUCCGUAGGACCCCGGCGCCAAUGGUGUAUGAUGGUUUAAUAAGCCUCCUUCAUUUGUGAUCUGCAAGAAAAUUGCUUUCUUGUUCCGAUGUAGCAAACUUCUUGCUGUUUCUAACAGGUAAUUCUGUGUUUCCAUUUCAUAGAAAUAAAUGUUAUUUUCUAUUAAAAAAAAAUCGGUCUUAUGAA